Corythoichthys intestinalis (scribbled pipefish) is the source of this 1742-nucleotide messenger RNA. RefSeq lists its product as uncharacterized. The record is from RefSeq and is a predicted model, not a curated record. Lineage: Eukaryota; Metazoa; Chordata; Actinopteri; Syngnathiformes; Syngnathidae. The coding region runs from base 88 to 1611 and encodes 507 amino acids. The transcript has 4 exons.
GGGUGGAUGCUAGCCUAGCGACGGAAGCCGACACGCUGCAGACUCGCUCACUGGAAGAAGAGACACAGAAGUCCACUCCGAGGAAAAAUGCACGUUUGCUGCGUGCGGGGCUGUUCGAACAGCAGUUCCUCCGGCGCCAAAGUAAAGUUUUACCGACUGCCUACGUCGUACAGACCGUUUCAGGCCAAACGGCGGAGUUUGUGGCUCCAAGUGCUCCAAAAUGCCAACGGCGGCACCGAGGAGUUUCACGAAAAUGCUCGCAUUUGCGGCGCUCAUUUCCUCUCUGGACAAGUGUCCAUGGAUCCCGAAGAUCCCGACUUUGUGCCUACUCUCUUUCCAACGUUGGAGAAUAGCCGCGUUAAGAACAACAGAAGGACCUACAAAGGACUGCGUGGAAAACGUUGCAGAAACAACGAAGAACAGUCAGAUCAUCAAGAAACAUCGUCAGAAACAUCAAGGGAAGAUGGCGGGCCCAAAGCGGAGCGGCCCGCCCCGGAAAAAGCCCAGAGUCCACAUUCGCCAGAAGUGGAGACCGCCGAUUGUUUAAUGACUGAAGAAAUGGUGACGGAAGAGACGCCGAACGACAGUGAAAUGAAAGAAGUCCCUCUGUCGCCCCCUUUGGAGAAAACGCCGUUGCAAGAAUUGCAAACGUCAAAGAUCAAGCCGGUGGUGAUUCUCAAGCAAAUCGUGGUGGUUCGCGCAGGCGCUCAUUUGGGCGACCGAAGCUUCAAAAAUGGCCAAGAAGAGCCACGAGAACCAGGCGAGGAGGCCGAGGAAGAGACCCCCUCCGCGGCGGUUCAGGUACCUUCCUUCCCGUGCAACUUGUGUGACCGAAGUUUCCCUGACCCCCACCUCCUGAAGCGCCACAAACUGCUCCACGUCAAAGACGGCAGAAAAUGCACGACGUGCGGCGCCCUCUUCUGUCGGCUUCACGGACACGCGCCGACCGCCGCAGUCACGCGCCGUCGUAUCCAGCCACCUGCUGACUCGGACUACGUACCAGGUGAGGCGGCAGUGAUCCGACCGGCGCGAGCGAUUGAGUGCCACCAAGUCCAGCGUGUCGCAGAUACGCGUCACGUGCUGGGCGAGGCGGCGCAGGCUUGUUUCACUCGCGAGUACCGCCACUUCCCACCCGACUCGGACUACGUACUGGAACCGGGCGAGGUGGUGGAGCGGGUGGAAGAUUUUGAAACCAGUUGGAAUUUCAUCCCGAUGAUAAGUAGCCCCAUUUCUCAAACGAGAGAAGGUGAGGUCGCCGAAGUCGUGGUUGCCGAAGUCUCGACGAAAUCUGCGCCGGAGCCCGUCGUUCCCCCUGCUGUUCCGGAAGACUCCGACAAAGUGUCGAAGACGGAUGAAUGCGAAGCGUUGUCGCGGGCCUGUCAAGGCGGGCGGCAGAAGCUCCCCCCGGCGUUGCGCAUGUUCUCUUCACAGUACCUGACUUCGACCUUUCUCCACGUCAAAAGAAACCACCGAUAUCUUUUUAGCAAGGGAGUGGACGUCCCGGCCGUGAAGAAGGAACCAGAAGCUGAUGUCCGUCCACCUCCGCCGGUUCGGAAAGAGCAGCCGCGAGUGAAGGAAACCACUGCUUUUGACCUGCAGAUUAUGCUCUAAAUUUGUCAAGUUGACGGAACUUUGCUGCUUUCAAUGCCAUUUCUCCCUUUCAGUUACCUUUGAACACCGUGUUGAAAUUUUAAAUUUGAUACUGAUACUCCAAAAAUACUCCACUGCAUUAAUAAAGAGAA